Messenger RNA from Phyllostomus discolor (pale spear-nosed bat), 4485 nucleotides. RefSeq names its product coagulation factor VIII (gene F8). Gene Ontology annotation, molecular function: copper ion binding; oxidoreductase activity. The coding region runs from base 218 to 3637 and encodes 1139 amino acids. The record is from RefSeq and is a predicted model, not a curated record. NCBI's taxonomy places the organism in Eukaryota, Metazoa, Chordata, Mammalia, Chiroptera, Phyllostomidae. The transcript has 23 exons.
UUCCCACUGCCAAAAAGGAAGCAAUCCUAUCCCUUACUGCUUAGUGCUGCUGCUGUCACAUCCAGCAAGUAAAGUUCCCUAAAAUUCUCUAUAAAGCUUUUGGAACUUUUCAUUAAAUCAUAGAAAAUUUAUUUUUUUCUGUCUUGGGAGCCAACGAUAUUUUAGAGAAAAAUUAAUCUGCAUUUCUCCAGUUGAACAUUUCUUAGCCUUAAGAGCCAUGCAAACAGAGCUCUCCACCUGCUUCUUUCUGUGCCUUUUGCCAUUCAGCUUUAGUGCCACCAGAAGAUACUACCUGGGCGCAGUUGAACUGUCCUGGGACUACACCCAUAGUGAACUGCUCGGUGAGCUCCACAUGGAUACAAGGUUUCCUCCUGGAGUGCAAAAAUCUUUUCCACUCAGCACCUCAGUCAUGUACAAAAAGACUGUCUUUGUAGAGUUCACAGAUCACCUUUUCAACAUUGCCAAGCCCAGGCCACCAUGGAUGGGUCUGCUGGGUCCUACCAUCCGGGCUGAGGUUUAUGACACAGUGCUCAUUACACUUAGAAACAUGGCUUCUCAUGCUGUCAGUCUUCAUGCUGUCGGUGUAUCCUACUGGAAAGCUUCUGAAGGUUCUGAAUAUGAGGAUCAGACCAUUGAAAGGGAGAAGGAAGAUGAUAAAGUCAUCCCUGGCGAAAGUCACACCUACGUCUGGCAGGUCCUGAAAGAGAAUGGUCCAAUGGCCUCAGACCCACCAUGUCUCACCUACUCCUAUUUUUCUCAUGUAGACCUGGUGAAAGACCUGAAUUCAGGCCUCAUUGGAACCCUGCUGGUUUGUAGAGAAGGAAGUUUGACCAGAGAAAGGACACAGACCUUGAAUGAAUUUGUACUACUUUUUGCUGUAUUUGAUGAAGGGAAAAGUUGGCAUUCAGAAACAUAUGAGUCCUCUGCACAAGCUAUGGAUACAGUAUCUGCUUGGGCCCGGCCUGAAAUGCACACAAUCAAUGGCUAUGUAAACCGGUCUCUCCCAGGUCUAAUUGGGUGUCACAAGAAAUCGAUAUAUUGGCAUGUGAUUGGAAUAGGCACCACCCCCGAAGUGCACUCAAUUUUCCUUGAAGGUCACACAUUUCUUGUGAGGAACCAUCGACAGGCCUCCUUGGAGAUCUCACCAAUAACUUUCCUUACUGCUCAGACACUUCUAAUGGAACUUGGCCAGUUUCUACUCUAUUGCCAUAUCUCUUCCCACCAACAUGAUGGUAUGGAAGCUUAUGUCAAAGUGGAUAGUUGCCCAGAUGAACCCCAACUACGGAUGAAAAACAAUAAAAAAGAGGAAUAUUAUGAUGAUGAAUUUUAUGACUCUGACAUGGAUAUUGUCAGGAUUGAUGAUGACAACUCUCCUCCAUUAUUCCAAAUCCGCUCAGCUGCCAAGAAGCAUCCUAAAACUUGGGUUCACUAUAUUGCUGCUGAAGAGGAGGACUGGGACUAUGCUCCCUCAGUCCCUACCUCCAAUGACAAAAGUUAUAAAAGUUUAUAUUUGAAUAAUGGUCCUCAGCGGAUUGGCAGGAUGUACAAAAAAGUCCGAUUUAUGGCAUACACAGAUGAAACAUUUAAAACUCGUGAAGCCAUUCAGUAUGAAUCAGGAAUCCUAGGACCUUUACUUUAUGGAGAAGUUGGAGACACACUGUUGAUUAUAUUUAAGAAUCAAGCAAGCCGACCAUAUAACAUCUUCCCUCAUGGAAUCACUGAUGUCAGUCCUUUGCACUCAGGGAGAUUGCCAAAAGGUAAGUAUAACCUCAAUUUUAUACUUCUUACUUACCUGUGCAAGGCUCAGAAUGGAAAUAUCCCUCAGUUCAAGAAGGUGAUUUUCCAGGAAUUUACUGAUGGCUCUUUCACUCAGCCCUUAUAUCGUGGAGAACUAAAUCAACACUUGGGACUCCUGGGUCCAUGUAUAAGAGCAGAAGUACAAGACAAUAUCAUGGUAACUUUCAAAAACCAGGCCUCUCGUCCCUACUCCUUUUAUUCUAGCCUUAUUUCUUAUGAGGAAGAUCAGAGGCGAGGAGAAGAACCUAGAAAAAAGUUUGUCAAGCCUAAUGAAACCCAAAGUUACUUUUGGAAAGUGCAACAUCAUAUGGCACCCACUAAAAAUGAGUUUGACUGCAAAGCUUGGGCUUAUUUUUCUGAUGUUGAUCUGGAAAAAGAUAUGCACUCAGGCUUGAUUGGACCUCUUCUGAUCUGCCGCACUAACACGCUGAACCCUGCUCAUGGGAGACAAGUGACAGUGCAAGAAUUUGUUCUGUUUUUCACUAUUUUUGAUGAGACCAAAAGCUGGUACUUCACUGAAAACAUGGAAAGGAACUGCAGGGCUCCCUGCAAUAUCCAGAUGGAGGACCCCACUUUUAAAGAAAAUUAUCGUUUCCAUGCAAUCAAUGGCUAUGUGAUGGAUACUCUACCUGGGUUAGUAAUGGCUCAGGAUCAAAGGAUUCGAUGGUAUCUGCUCAGUAUGGGCAGCAGUGAAAACAUCCAUUCUAUUCAUUUCAGUGGACAUGUAUUCACUGUACGGAAAAAAGAGGAGUAUAAAAUGGCAGUCUACAACCUCUAUCCAGGUGUUUUUGAGACAGUGGAAAUGCUACCAUCCAAAGUUGGAAUUUGGAGAAUAGAAUGCCUUAUUGGCGAACACCUACAAGCUGGGAUGAGCACUCUUUUUCUGGUGUAUAGCAAGCAGUGUCAGGCUCCACUGGGAAUGGCUUCUGGACGCAUUAGAGAUUUUCAGAUUACAGCUUCAGGACAAUAUGGACAGUGGGCCCCAAAGCUGGCCAGACUUCAUUAUUCUGGAUCAAUCAAUGCCUGGAGCACCAAGGAUCCAUUUUCCUGGAUCAAGGUGGAUUUGUUGGCACCAAUGAUUAUUCACAGCAUCAUGACCCAGGGUGCCCGACAGAAGUUCUCCAGCCUCUACAUCUCUCAGUUUAUCAUCAUGUAUAGUCUUGAUGGGACUACAUGGCAGAGUUAUCGUGGGAAUUCCACUGGGACCUUAAUGGUAUUCUUUGGGAAUGUGGAUUCAUCUGGAAUAAAACACAAUAUUUUUAACCCUCCAAUUAUUGCUCGGUACAUACGUUUGCACCCAACACACUACAGCCUCCGUAGUACUCUUCGCAUGGAGUUGAUGGGCUGUGAUUUAAACAGUUGCAACAUUCCACUAGGAAUGGAGAGUAAAGUAAUAUCAGAUGCACAGAUUACUGCCUCAUCCUACUUAAACAAUAUGUUUGCUACCUGGUCUCCUUCACAAGCCCGACUUCACCUCCAGGGGAGGACUAAUGCCUGGAGACCCCAGGUGAAUAAUCCAGAAGAGUGGCUGCAAGUGGACUUCCGGAAGACAAUGAAAGUUACAGGAAUAACCACCCAGGGGGCGAAAUCUCUCCUUACCAACAUGUAUGUGAAGGAGUUUCUCAUCUCCAGUAGUCAAGAUGGCCAUAACUGGACUCCGUUUCUUCAGAAUGGCAAAGUUAAGGUUUUUCAGGGAAAUCAAGACUCCUUCAGACCUGUGGUGAACUCUCUAGACCCACCACUGCUGACUCGCUACCUUAGAAUUCACCCCAAGAGCUGGAUGCACCAGAUUGCCCUGAGGCUGGAGGUUCUGGGCUGUGAGGCACAGCAGCUGUACUGAGCAUAACAAGAAAUAAAGUACAAGACCUUUGGCAUUUUCAACGGAAUAGUUCUGAGACCUUCAUAAAUUCUCCUGAUCCAAUAAAACAACUAUAAUGUAGAAUUUCCUCCAUAAAAUGUAGUAAAAUAUAAUUGUUUAUAUUUUAUUAUAAUCAUAGGAUUUUCUUAAGUGCCCCCUCCCACCCCUAUUAACCUGGUAUCACUAGGAUAACCAAGCAUCCCAGUUUGGCCUGGACUGUCCCAGUUUAAGCAAAGCCCUUGCCAGUCCCCUUGCCCCUCUUUUCUAGGCCCAGACCAUUCCCUAACUCCAGUCCAGCAUGUCUCUCAGACUUGCCUUCUACCCCUGAGCCUGGCCUCUGAGUUACUUCCUGCCCUACAUUGCCUUGGUGCUAUCAUUUUUCUACGUAUUUCAAGUAUGCAGUCCAAGCACACACUACCCUGAAGCUUCCCAAAGGAGUUGUCAUUAAUCCAGCAUUUUAUGGGAAUGUUGCAUCCUAUUUAACUCCUAAGCUUUUCUACAGCUGCUUGAACACUGACUAUAUAUAUAUAUAUAUAUAUAUAUAUAUAUAUAUAUGGAAACCCAUCUGGAAAGCAUUCUCCUGCUGACAAAUUAGGUCUCUCACAUAGCCACCACUUCCUCCUCUGUAGAAAAACAAUGUAUUUAAACUUGGCAGAGAUAUUCAUGAUGUAAGCAUUUCAGAUUAGGUUUUGAAUAUUUAAAAUAAAACUCUCACUUUUUUAUUAUCCUAGUCAAGCAUGGAACAAAACAUAUUUGGGGAUCAUAUCACCACAGCCUUGAAACCAAAAGGCAAAACAUUUUAAUAGUCUACAAAAUGGAGCUAAUGUAAG